AUAGACAACGACAUCAAGUGCAGCUUGACUUUUAGUGUAAAAGUCAAGUAAUAUCUAUAUAUUAUAAAAAAUAUAAAAAAAGAGCAAGCGUUUCAUUCGCCGACUGACAACUACGUAUUACACUUGCUCUGUACAUAUAUACAUGUAUAUUAAAAUUAAUAAAAAAUAAAAAAUCACUACGUUCGAUACUCACAAUUACGCUCUGCGACUUCCACAAUCUUAUACCACAGUUUAUUUACAAUGACAACUACGGUACUCUUUUUAAAUAAUUAAAAUACAAGUAUAAAAAUUUAAUUGCUGUGAAUAAUCUUGACCAAAAAUGGCUGUGGAAAUUUUGGACGAAGAUCAUCUUGCAGUAAGUGCAAUAGUGACAAUUGGAAUGCAGUUGAUAUUUUUUUCAAUCGCUGCAACAUUUCAAAUGGACAAGGUUACUGAUUUUGCUGGUGGAAUGAAUUUUGUAAUAAUCGCACUCCUUACAUUUUUCCUCGGUCAGGAAGGAAAGGUUUACGACAGCAGACAAUUAAUGGUGACAAUAUUCGUUUGUCUUUGGGGGAUAAGAUUAUCAUCGUAUUUGCUCUAUCGAAUACUAAAAAUCGGUCGUGAUAAAAGAUUCGAUGAUAGACGCAGUAAUGUCAUCAGGUUUGCUGUAUUCUGGACCUUCCAAGCGUUUUGGGUUUACAUCGUAAGUCUUCCGGUGAUGAUUAUCAACUCACCACGUCACAGAGUUCCUUUUGCACCUAAAACAAUGACGACUUUGGAUAGCGCUGGUACUGGAUUAUUUAUUAUUGGUUUGCUGGCUGAAACCUACGCCGAUUUACAGAAAUUCGCAUUUAGGCAGGAUCCGCAUAACAACGGGAAGUGGUGUGACGAUGGAUUGUGGGGAGUGUCAAGACAUCCAAACUAUUUCGGUGAAAUAGUACUUUGGUGGGGGAUUUUCAUAAUAUCAAUAAAUGUUAUUGAAGGAUUUGAAUGGUUCGUCAUAGCGUCGCCUAUUUUUACAACUUUUAUAAUACUAUUUCUCUCAGGAAUGCCGUUACUUGAACGAGCUUCUGAUGAAAGAUAUCGAGACAAUGCAGAGUAUAGACAAUACAAACAAUCAACAUCACCACUGAUUCCAAUACCAGCAGCAAUUUACAGAGAAGUACCGGGUUUUAUGAAAUUUUUGCUGUGCUGCGAGUUUCCAAUGUACAAUUCAUUGGACGUGAAACCACGAUCAGCCGUCACGGAAUCAACAUCGAUUAGCCUCGCUGCGUCCACGUAGCUAUAAGCCCACGUCAGGUAUCAGCUGCGAUUCCUGGCGUGCUUAUUAACGAAUAUAUAAAUUUUUAUUUUAUGAGUUUUUAAAAGCUUGUUAAAAGUUUUUAAUUUCAAAUUAAAUUUAUUUUGUAUACAAAUGUAUACCCUUAUUUUUAUUUCAAAUUACGCACAAUUUUAUUUACUAUCAUCUAACAUCGACAACUAACUUAUAAAUAACGAUGAUAACUUUAUUUUUUAUACUCGUAUUAAUAAUUAUUUUUUUAUAUUUAAAUUUUAUUAACUAAUUAUUAAUUGUUUUGUAUUUUUAAAUUUAUUAAGUUAUUUAUUUAUACGGAUAAUCAUAAUAUAUAAUUAAUUGUCCACUUCAACGAUUAAUUUAAACGACAACAAUCGAAAAUCUUUUUAUAUCAUGAUAUACAAAAAGAUUUAUUCUAUAUACAUUAAUAUUAGAAACAACUGAAAUAUUAAUCAAAUUGCGCAAAUGACUUCGAUUGCCAAUGAUCAAAACAAAUAAGAUACAUCUCAAUAAAAGUGGGUGCCAAGUGGAAAAAA
Cotesia glomerata is the source of this 1809-nucleotide messenger RNA. RefSeq lists its product as uncharacterized. The coding region runs from base 320 to 1261 and encodes 313 amino acids. Gene Ontology annotation, biological process: lipid metabolic process. Gene Ontology annotation, molecular function: oxidoreductase activity, acting on the CH-CH group of donors. The transcript has 5 exons. The record is from RefSeq and is a predicted model, not a curated record. Gene Ontology annotation, cellular component: membrane. NCBI's taxonomy places the organism in Eukaryota, Metazoa, Arthropoda, Insecta, Hymenoptera, Braconidae.